Messenger RNA from Andrographis paniculata, 15647 nucleotides. RefSeq names its product auxin transport protein BIG. Gene Ontology annotation, molecular function: zinc ion binding; protein binding. Gene Ontology annotation, cellular component: cytosol; plasmodesma. The record is from RefSeq and is a predicted model, not a curated record. The coding region runs from base 202 to 15462 and encodes 5086 amino acids. Lineage: Eukaryota; Viridiplantae; Streptophyta; Magnoliopsida; Lamiales; Acanthaceae. The transcript is spliced from 14 exons. Gene Ontology annotation, biological process: auxin polar transport.
UUGCUUGGAAAUUAAGCUAAAUCUCCUCCUUCAACCCUCUUGCCUAUAACUCCAUGUUAUAUAAAACCCUCUCGUCGGAAAAUUUAUCGGCGUUUCGUUUACUCGCUUGCAAUUUCUAUACAGAAUUUCUAAUCGUUGAAUCGCGAGAGCUUGUUUCUGCUCUCCAAUCGAAAAUCUAAUGAGCUUUUGCUGAUCGGGAAAAUGGCGGAGGAGAUCGCCGCUCUCGUCACGGCGCUGUCGUCCGAUGACUUCGCCGAAAAGCUUCGUUCUGAUCCAUCAGCACAUGAGCUUAGGCUAGGGUUUCAGAAGCUCUACUCAAUUGUGAAGCAAUCAGUGAAACCACUGGAUUGUGAUAGCGGCGGCGAUGAUGGGAAUGCCAGCGGUAAGUUAGGAUUGGAGGUCUGGGACCGGGCUCAGGUUCAUGCCAUCGCUUGUGUAUUGAUCGCGGUUGUUAAAUCCGUCCGGUCGGUGUCAAUUGAGCGAAUGGAGCCUGUGGUUGUGGCGGUGGUCCAGCAGUCAAUAGAAUUUUCUUUGUGUUAUUUGGAAAAAUGGAUUGGGAAAGCUGAUGAUUCAAACAUGCAGAAUAUCAUGUUGCAGUUAUUAGAGCUGUUGCUAGUUGAUGGCGUGGAUAAAGAGUUGGAUACUUCACAAUCCUGUCCUUCUGUUCCAAUUGAUAUGUUGCCUACUGUUGUUGAUAAUGAUGAUCCUCUUCAGUGGCAGGAACAUGUUAGGUGCAUGCUUCAAGGGUCCAUGUGUCGUCAGGAAAAGGAAGCAGAAAAGCAACUGUUAAUGGCAUUGGUGUCUGAAUGUGCUCAAGUCAAUAUUGUUAAUCCGGUUAUGGUUGGACAGCCUUUUCCAUCCAAUGCCAAUAAAGUGAACAAUAUUUUUCAUCACUGGGCCAUUGCUCAUCUGAGAUGUCUCCAUCGCCUUACCUUCCUCUGCAAGAUGCUUAUAGAACCCCCAGUAUCAUGUGAUGAGAAGCAAGUUUGUUUCAAUUUGCGAAGAAGAUUAUCUACUUGUCUGAGAAUAUUCAAGAUGCUUGGAAGUAUCACAAAAGAUAAUUCUUAUAUUGACUCUGACAAUAUGUUCUUGCAAACUGCUGCAUCCUUCAUAGACUCCUUGCCUUGCUUGUUCAAAGCUGGCGUAGAGUUUGCAAACAAUAACACUGUUGUUGAAAGUAGUUACGAGACACUAGCCGUGCACUUGUUGGAAGAAUUUCUUCAAUUCAUGCAAACAAAUUUUGGCACUACUUAUGUGUAUCAGAAUAUCCAGGCCUGUGCUGCUGCUUCUAUAUUGCACAGUUUGGAUUCCUCUGUCUGGAGGUCCAAUAAGUCCGCUGCCACCGAUAAACCCCCUUUGGCUUACUUCCCUAGGGUGGUAAGUUUUGUUCUGAAACUCGUAUUGGAUAUCAAGGACCAGGCACAUCGUAUGAUUGAGUUGGAUAAUAUGAAUACUUGGCACACAUAUAGUCACGUGGAGCAUGGUCCUCCUUCAUGUUUUGUCUCUGGUGAGAAAAUGUAUUUGUUGAAGAAGAAUACUAUGGAGGAGUUAUGUGGAAUAAUAUUCCCAUCAUCAGUUCAGUGGCUGGAUAAUCUGAUGCAUCUUGUUACUUUCUUGCAUUCAGAAGGCAUUAAAUUAAGGCCAGUGUUGGAAAGAUCAUUUUCUACUGGUGCGAAGGGAUCUGUUACAUCUGAAGUGGAAGGUGUUGUUUGUCAUGAAGAUGAAGCACUUUUUGGUGACCUUUUUUCUGAGGGUAGUAGAUCUGCUGAUGGUUGUGAACAAUCGAAUGUUGCCACUAAUUCUAUUUCAAGCUACAGCAACAUGCCAUUUCAUGCAGCAACUGAAUUAAUCAGUUUUCUGAAAACUUGUAUUUUUUCUCCUCAAUGGAAUCUGCCGAUGUAUGAAGAUGCUUGUAAGAAACUAACUAGCAACCAUAUUGAUGUGUUGCUUUCAAUACUCAACUUUCACGGUUGCUUUCCUGAGGACUUGACUGGUGAAAAUACGCUGCAGAAAGAAAGGAAGUUUGGACAAGUGCAUCAACUUUGCUUUGAACUAUUUCAAAAACUUGUGUUGCUCCGAGCCAUCCCUAGACAUCUUGAAGAUUUGAUUGUUGAUAAGAUACUGUCAGUGGAGAAUGGCAAAUACACAUACAAUGAUCAAAUGCUUGCUUUGCUUGCCCAUAUACUUGUGUGCAGAGCUGGUUUGGAUGGUUCUAGCUUGAGAACCAAAAUCUAUCAGACGUUUAUAAAGUUUAUCCAUCAGAAGGCUAAAUCAGUCUGUUCAAUAGGUCAUGAUCUGGAGGAGAUUGCUGAAACUCUUCCCUCCCUGUUCCACAUCGAGAUUCUCUUAAUAGCUUUUCAUUAUUCAUCUGAAGAUGAGAAAAGUUUGAUGGCAAGUAAAAUAUUGUCAUCGAUCGUGUCCAUUGAGAUGCCUUCUUUGAGUUCCAACAGCAAGCAGUUGUCAUGCUGGGCACUACUGAUUUCGAGGCUGAUUUUGAUACUACGACACAUGAUAUAUAACCCUCAUGCUUGCCCACCUCUGCUGCUUUUGGACUUCAGAACCGAAUUCAGGGAUGUCCGGGAGCUUCAGGUUUCUAGUUCUCCCAGUUACCUGAUUUCUUGGCCAUCAAUUGUGCUACAGGAUGCAAUCACUUCCAAAGGAACUCCAGUAAAUGUAACUUUGCUUAAGAAUUUGAUUGACAUUGCUCCUCUUCCAGCAUCUCUAUGUAGGGAUUAUGAUGAAGUUGAUUGCCUAGGCUUGAAUUGGGAGGAGAUAUGCACCUCCUUUUUGAAAAUUUUGGGAUUUUGGGCUGGUAAAAAAGCUUCUGAUGCAGAUGACCUGAUUCUUGAGCGAUAUAUCUUUGUUCUUUGCUGGGAUAUAUCCAUUGAAAGAUCAUUUCAACACUCAAACGUCCUCUUUAGUGAUCCCAAAGCCCCUGAAGUUUCAAAUAUGAAGAGGUUUCUUUAUAUUAGUCAUUUUAUGCUAAGUCAUCAUGUCACUGCCAAUGAAUCUGGGAGCAUUCCGGAUUUCCUGUUGAGUUUACUUCAGCAAUUAUCUGGUUCACUUGCAUGUGAAAAUGUUGGGGAACCAGGGUGGGAUUUCUUCAGAUGUGGAUCCUGGCUUUCCUUUUUGCUCUCUGUACUUGGUACAGGCGCCCAGGGGUACACCAAUAAAGAUUUUCUUGCAGUAAGUGGACCAAAAUGGCUGGGUUCUGCUGGGGAUACUGAAUUUCUGAAGUUGACCAGAGAUCUUGUUUACAACUCUUUCAAUGCUGAUCAAAUUGCCAAGCUCAUCCAAUUAUUGUCAUCCUUGCUAAAGAAAUAUGUGUGGAUUUACCAAACAGCAUUAGCUUCAAUGUUUGACAAUGGAUGCAAGUCAUCUGGAAAAAUCCUUCCCCUGAUGUUUCUGGAAUCCACUGAUUUAGAUAAUACUAUGCAAGAUGAGUUCACAGAGAAGAUGGGGGUUAGACCUUCCAUGCUUAGCUCUCUUUAUGAGCUUCCAUUGAAGCUGAAUAGAAUUGUGGAGGAACUUUCUCUGGGAAUUCGAUGCAAGGUUUUUUGGGAGCUCGUGUUGCAUGGAUUUCCUCUUCGUAUUCAAUUUGCAAAUGAAAUUUUGUCAUCUUGUAUUCUCAAUAUGAAGGGACUUGUUUGUUGUCUUGGUGGAUUGCUUGAGUUAAAAGAUUCUAGAGGGAUCAAUGGGAGAGAAAAAGAUGUUAGCUCUGAGAUACUUGAAUCAAUCUUGGUAAUGAAGUGUGAUAAGGUCUUUGAAAGUCUUGAGGGGCAAUGUGAAGUUAUAUGCCAGAGGUUGAAAAUGGGGACUGAAGGACCUGCUUGUAGAAGCUUAUUCAUUAUGAAGCGUAUGGAAGAAUUUCUCCAAACUGUUAAGGAAGGAAACAAUGUUGAUAGGAGCAUACAUGAAGUUGUUGCUCUGAAAAUGGUGGAUCUAGCAAGCUGCCUCAAGGAAGAUCCUUCAAGAAAUGUCAUUUUGAAAUUUUUUCUCUCAAUGGAGGAUAUUUCUGAUGAGUUUACGAGUUUAUGUGGUUCCCAGAGGGGUGAUAUUUUAGUUCUCAUUGAUUCUCUGGAUUACAGCAGUUCUGAAUCAGUUAAUGUGAAGGUUCUGAACUUCUUUGCAGAUCUUUCACUUGCUGACUAUCCUGAGGUUAAAAUAAAGUUAUUUAAGAAGUUUCUUCGCAUGGAUUUGAUUUCCCUAUCGAAAUGGCUGGAAACAAGGUUGUUGGGAUCUGUAACCGAGAAGACACCAAGUGGUAGUUCUAUAGGAGCUUCAGCUUCCAUAAGAGAGGCCACCAUGAAUUUUCUUACAUCUCUUUUGAUGCCUGCUUCUGAGUCCCAGUUGCAGGAACUGAUUUUUUAUUUUCAUGAGGCCCUGCUACUUUCCCUUGAUAAUGCAUUUUCACUGUUUGAUUUCACUAUAGCCAAAGCUUACUACAACUACAUAGUUCAGCUGUCUAAAGGGGAAGCGUUAAUCAAGCCGCUACUGGAGAGGACUUUCUCAGUGAUAGAGAAGCUGGCUGGUGAUGAGCGCUUGCUUCAAGGACUGAAGUUUCUUUUGGGCUUCCUUUCAAGAACUGUGGGUGAUUGCGCAUCUCCUGGGUACACCAUUGAAAGGUCAUCUGGGAAGAGUUUGUCCAGCUGCAGUUCUGGUUUAGGUUCAUUUUCUUCUAGAACUCUUGGUUCAAGAAAAAAUGCUGAUGAUCUGCUUCCAUCUGCUAACCGUGGUUCUGCAUCUGUUGACUGUGAUGCAACUUCUGCUGAUGAUGAUGAAGAUGAUGGAACAUCUGAUGGUGAGCUAGGUAGUAUUGAUAAGGAUGAAGAUGAGGAUAGCAACAGUGAGAGGGCAUUGGCAUCCAAAGUUUGCACCUUUACCUCUAGUGGCAGCAAUUUUAUGGAACAGCACUGGUAUUUCUGUUACACCUGUGACUUAACUGUCUCCAAAGGGUGUUGCUCAGUUUGUGCAAAAGUUUGCCAUCGUGGUCAUCGUGUUGUGUACUCCCGUUCUAGUCGUUUUUUCUGUGACUGUGGAGCAGGAGGUGUUCGAGGUAGCAGUUGUCAGUGCUUGAAACCUCGAAAAUUUACUGGAAGCAAUAAUGUGCCCACUCGUGGGACAGGAAACUUCCAAUCUUUUAUCUCCCUUCCAGAGAAUGCUGAUCAGUUGCCGGAUAGUGAUUCAGAUGUUGAGGAAGAUUCAACUGCAGACCCAGAUAAUUCAACGAGGUUAUCUCUUUCAAAAGAGGUCGAAGACAGGAUGCCAGGGUUGCUUAAUGAGCUGGAAGUUGAAGAUCGUAUAAUACGAGUCUGCUUGUCUUUGUUGCCUUCUAUCACUAGAAGAAGAGACUCCAGCAUGGUGAGAGAUAUGAAAGUUUCUCUGGACGAAGACAAAGUGCUUCACUACUGUAAUGAUCUUUUACAAUUGAAGAAGGCAUAUAAAAGUGGAUCAUUAGAUUUGAAGAUAAAGUCAGAUUAUUCAAAUACAAAAGAACUCAAAUCACAUUUAACAAGCGGAUCUCUUGCCAAAUCAUUACUUAGUGUUAGUGCCCGAGGUAGACUGGCAGUUGGGGAGGGUGAUAAGGUUGCCAUUUUUGAUGUGGGUCAACUAAUUGGUCAAGCAACUAUUGCUCCUGUCACUGCUGACAAAGCAAAUGUGAAGCCUCUUUCUAAGAAUGUUGUACGGUUUGAGAUUGUACAUCUCCUCUUUAAUUCACUUGUGGAGAAUUAUUUGGUUGUAGCUGGCUAUGAAGAUUGUCAGGUUCUUACUGUUAAUCAUCGAGGUGAGGUUAUCGAUCGAUUAGCGAUUGAACUUGCACUGCAAGGUGCAUAUAUCCGACGUGUAGAAUGGGUUCCAGGUUCUCAAGUCCAGCUAAUGGUGGUAACAAACAAGUUUGUGAAGAUAUAUGACCUAUCUCAAGACAACAUCAGUCCUUUGCACUACAUCACAUUGCCUGAUGAUGCAAUAGUGGAUGCAACACUUUUGGUGGGUUCCCAAUGUGGAAUGUUUCUCAUAGUCCUAUCUGAUUCAGGAAACUUGUACAGGUUGGAGUUGUCAAUGAAAGCCAAUGUUGGGAGCAGACCAUUGAAGGAAAUCAUUCGAGUAGAGGGCAAAAAUCAAGUCGCAAAGGGUUCCUCAUUGUAUUUUUCAUCUACUCACAAGUUGCUUUUUUUGUCGUAUCAAGAUGGAAGCACCUUGAUUGGCCGCCUAAAUGCAGAUGUAACAUCUGUAGUGGAGAGCUCUCUUGUUUAUGAGAAUGACCUGGAUGGUAAAGGACGUCCAGCGGGAUUGCAUCGUUGGAAAGAGUUGAUGGCUGGGAUUGGAUUAUUUGUUUGCUAUUCUAAUCUGAAAUCAAACAUGAUGCUUGCUGUGUCCUUGACAGAACAUGAAGUGCUUGCUCAGAAUUUGCGUCACGCUGGGGGUUCAACUUCCCCUCUUGUUGGGGUUACUGCUUAUAGACCAUUGUCAAAAGAUAAAAUACAUUGUCUUGUUUUACAUGAGGAUGGAAGUCUCCAGAUUUAUUCCCAUGUUCCUGCUGGGGUUGACACCAGUGUAAAUAUAAUGGCUGACAAGGUGAAAAAAUUAGGUCCUGGAAUUUUGAAAAAUAAAGCUUAUGGGGGUGUCAAGCCAGAAUUUCCUCUUGACUUCUUUGAGAAGACAGUUUGCAUUACCCCAGAUGUCAAAUUUAGCAGUGAUGCUAUACGGAACAAUGAUUCUGAAGGAGUUAAGCAGGCUUUAGCAUCUGAAGAUGGGUUUCUGGAGGGGCCUAACCCUUCUGGCUUCAAGAUAACAGUCUCCAAUUCAAAUCCGGAUAUUGUUAUGGUUGGUUUCCGCUUGCAUGUCGGAAACACAUCAGCAAGUCAAAUUCCCUCUGAAAUUACUAUUUUUCAGAGAGUGAUAAAAUUAGAUGAAGGAAUGCGAUCUUGGUAUGACAUACCCUUGACCGUGGCUGAAUCUCUUCUUGCUGAUGAAGAGUUCACAAUUUCUAUUGGUCGGACCUUCAGUGGAUCUGCCUUGCCCAGAAUAGAUUCAUUGGAAGUCUAUGGUCGGGCUAAGGAUGAGUUUGGUUGGAAAGAAAAGAUGGAUGCAAUUCUGGACAUGGAAGCUCGAGUGCUUGGCUGCAAUUCCUGGUCCGCAAGUUCAGCAAGAAAAACACGGACAUCACAAUCUGCUCCAGUGCAGGAGCAGGUGGUCGCUGAUGCACUCAAACUCCUAUCCAGGAUUUAUUUAUUGUGUAAACCUCCAGGAUCCUCAAAAAUUGAUGAUUUUAAAGUGGAUAUGGGCAACAUUAAAUGUACACCAGUACUCGAAGCAAUAUUUGAAAGUGACAGGGAACCUUUGCUUCAAGUUGCUGCCAGCCGUGUUCUUCAGGCUUUGUUUCCAAGAAGAGAGAUUUAUUACCAAGUGAAGGACAACAUGCGCCUUAGUGGAGUAGUGAAAUCUACUGUUAUACUUUCAUCAAAACUGGGAAUGGGGGAGCUUACUGCAGGGUGGAUUAUUGAGGAGUUUACUGCACAAAUGCGUGCUGUUUCUAAGAUUUCAUUGCAUCGUCGCUCAAAUUUGGCUAGUUUCCUUGAGGCUAAUGGUUCUGAUGUGGUUGAUGGGCUUAUGCAAGUACUGUGGGGAAUUUUGGAUUUAGAGCAGCCGGACACACAAACUAUGAACAACAUUGUCAUAUCAUCCAUAGAGCUGAUCUAUUGUUAUGCAGAGUGUCUGGCAUUACAUGGUAAAGAUGCUGGAAGGCAAUCUGUGACCCCUGCUGUUACUUUACUGAAAAAGCUUCUCUUAUGUAACAAUGAGGCUGUUCAAACUGCCAGCAGCCUGGCUAUAUCUUCUAGAUUGCUCCAGGUUCCCUUUCCAAAGCAAACCAUGCUGGGAACUGAUGAUGUGGAGAAUGCAAUAGCAGUUCCCCUACGUUCUGAUACCACAGGUGCAGGUAGUGGAAACAAUCCAAUUAUGGUAGAAGAAGAUGCCAUUACAUCAUCUGUACAAUACUGUUGUGAUGGGUGCUCAACUGUUCCUAUACUAAGACGGAGAUGGCAUUGCACUGUUUGUCCUGAUUUUGAUUUAUGUGAAGCAUGCUAUGAAGUCUUAGAUGCAGAGAGACUUCCUCCACCACAUUCUAGAGAUCAUCCAAUGACCGCAAUCCCAAUUGAAUUUGAGACCUUCAGUGGUGAUGGCCAUGAAAUUCAUCUUUCCACUGAUGAUUUAAGUGAUUCAAUGUUGCCAGUGGCUACUGAUGUUAAUGUUCAGAGUUCAGAUCCAUCAAUCCAUGAGCUGGAACCUAACGAGUCAGGGGAGUUUUCAACAUCAGUAAUUGAUCCUGUUACUAUUUCUGCAUCUAAACGAGCUGUGAACUCGUUACUUCUUUCUGAGCUACUUGAACAACUAAAAGGCUGGAUGGAGACCACCACUGGAGUGCAGGCUAUUCCAGUGAUGCAGCUCUUCCAUAGAUUGUCAUCAGCUGUUGGGGGUCCCUUUGUUGAUAGUGUAGAAGCUGAGAGCUUAAAUUUGGAGAAGCUGAUUAAGUGGUUUCUUGAUGAGAUGAAAAUUAGCCAACCAUUUGUAGCCCGCACCCGCUCAUCUUUUGGGGAAGUUUCUAUUCUUAUCUUCAUGUUUUUCACCCUUAUGCUUCGUAACUGGAACCAACCGGGCAGCGAUGUUAGUGCAUCAAAAUCUUGUGGGACAACAGAUACAUCAGAGAAAAUGACAAUCCAGACGCACUCUUCCAUGUCAUUAUCCAGUUCAUCUAUGUCGGAUGGCCAAGAAAAGGGUGACUUUACCUCUUGUCUUCAUAGAGCAUGUGGCUAUCUUAGGCAGCAAGUAUUUGUUAAUUAUCUCAUGGAUAUCCUGCAGCAGCUUGUGCAUGUCUUCAAGACUCCUGUUACUGCUGAUACUCAUGGAUUGACCCAUGGUUCUGGCUGUGGUGCAUUGUUAACCGUUAGGAGAGAGCUCCCUGCUGGUAACUUUUCACCAUUUUUCUCAGAUUCAUACUCAAAAUUGCACCGUUCAGAUCUCUUUGCCGACUAUCACAGACUGUUGUUGGAGAACACAUUUCGUUUGGUAUACUGUUUAAUUCGCCCUGAAAAGCAUGACAAAGGGGGGGAAAAAGAUAAGACUUACAAGACUUCUUCUGGAAAAGAUUUGAAACUCGAUGGAUAUCAGGAUGUUCUCUGCAGCUACAUCAACAAUUCAAAUACGACGUUUGUCCGGAGAUAUGCUAGGAGGCUGUUUCUGCAUAUAUGUGGCAGUAAGACACAUUACUACAGUGUGAGGGACUCUUGGCAGUUCUCAAGUGAAAUUAAGAAGCUCUACAAGCACAUCAAUAAGUCUGGUGGAUUUCAAUCUUCCAUCUCUUAUGAAAGGAGUGUGAAAAUAGUCAAGUGUCUCUCCACCAUUGCUGAAGUUUCUGCUGCAAGACCUAGAAACUGGCAGAAAUAUUGCUUGAGGCACAGUGAUGUCUUGCCUUUCCUCAUAAAUGGACUUUUCACCUUCGGAGAAGAAUGUGUUGUUCAAACACUGAAACUUCUAAAUUUGGUCUUCUACACAGGAAAGGAUGCCAAUCACACUUCACAGAAGGCUGAAAGUGGAGGAGAUGGAGGUAUAAGUUCAAAUAAGUUGGGGCUUCAAUCUGUUGAGUCUAAGAAAAAGAAGAAAGGUGAAGAAGGAAGUGAAUCUACUGCAGAGAAAUCUUACAUGGAUAUGGAACAGGUGUUGCAUGUCUUCACUGACCGUGGUGAUGAUUUUCUGAGGCAAUUUAUUGACACAUUUUUGUUAGAAUGGAAUUCAAGCAUUGUGCGUGCGGAAGCCAAAUGUGUCGUACUUGGUGCUUGGCACCAUGGCAAACAGCCAUUCAAGGAGACACUGUUAUCUGUGCUCUUGCAGAAGGUUAGGCAUUUACCAUUAUAUGGACAGAAUGUCAUUGAGUAUACAGAGCUUAUAACAUGCUUGCUUGGAAAAUCGCAAGAUAGCAGCUUAAAGCAGCAGAACAUUGAAAUCACAGACAAGUGUUUGACUUCUGAUGUGAUUAAAUCCAUUUUUGAGACACUCCACACACAAAACGAACUUCUGGCUAAUCAUCCUAACUCACGCAUUUACAACACCUUGAGUGGUUUGGUGGAAUUUGAUGGUUACUAUCUCGAGAGUGAGCCCUGUGUUGCCUGCAGCUCACCUGAGGUUCCUUACAGUCGCAUGAAGCUUGAAAGUCUGAAAUCUGAAACAAAGUUCACUGAUAAUCGGAUCAUUGUGAAAUGCACUGGUAGCUACACCAUUCAGAGUGUAACCAUGAAUGUGCAUGAUGCUCGAAAAUCAAAAUCAGUGAAAGUGCUGAAUCUUUAUUAUAACAACAGGCCUGUGGCGGAUUUGUCAGAGCUGAAAAAUAAUUGGCCUUUGUGGAAGAGAGCGAAGAUAUGCCAUCUUGCUUUCAAUCAGACAGAGCUGAAAGUGGACUUUCUUAUUCCAAUAACAGCAUGCAACUUUAUGAUUGAGUUGGAUUCUUUCUAUGAAAAUCUUCAAGCAUUAUCCCUUGAACCACUACAAUGUCCACGUUGUAGUCGGCCUGUUACUGACAAACAUGGAAUAUGUGGCAACUGUCAUGAGAAUGCCUAUCAAUGCAGGCAAUGCCGGAAUAUCAAUUAUGAAAAUCUUGACUCCUUUUUGUGCAAUGAGUGUGGAUACAGUAAAUAUGGUCGUUUUGAAUUUAAUUUUAUGGCCAAACCAAGUUUUACAUUUGAUAGCAUGGAAAAUGAUGAAGAUAUGAAACGAGGACUGGCUGCCAUUGAGUCUGAAUCAGAAAAUGCUCAUAAAAGAUAUCAACAGCUGUUGGGUUAUAAAAAACCGUUGCUGAAGAUAGUAUCAAGCAUUGGUGAGAAUGAGAUGGACUCUCAACAGAAUUCUCAACAGAAAGAUUCUGUGCAGCAGAUGAUGGUAUCUUUGCCUGGUCCUUCAUGCAAAAUCAAUCGUAAAAUUGCACUUCUUGGUGUACUGUAUGGUGAAAAAUGCAAGGCAGCCUUUGAUUCUGUGAGUAAAAGUGUUCAGACACUUCAAGGUCUCCGGCGUGUAUUAAUGAAUUACCUGCAUCAGAAGCAGUCUGACAAUCUUGCUGCAGCCUCUAGAUUUGUUUUGUUGAGAUCUCCCAAUAGUUGUUAUGGCUGUGCCAGUACAUUUGUGACCCAGUGCCUUGAGAUAUUACAGGUUUUAUCAAAGCAUCCAAGUUCUAAGAAGCAACUUGUUGCCUCAGGCAUUCUGCGUGAGUUGUUUGAGAACAACAUUCAUCAGGGCCCCAAAAAUGCACGUGUUCAAGCAAGGGCCGCACUUUGUGCCUUCUCUGAGGCUGAUGUGAAUGCAGUUACUGAGUUAAAUUCAUUGCUUCACAAGAAGGUUGUGUAUUGUCUCGAACAUCAUCGUUCCAUGGACAUUGCUCUUGCAACGCGAGAGGAGUUAAUGCUGCUUUCAGAUGUCUGUGCGUUGGCAGAUGAAUUCUGGGAGUCAAGAUUAAGGAUUGUCUUCCAGUUGUUAUUUAAAUCGAUCAAACUUGGAGCCAAGCAUCCUGCUAUAUCUGAGCAUGUUAUUUUACCUUGUCUGAAAAUUAUAUCUCAUGCGUGUACUCCUCCCAAGCCUGAUGGAGUGGAUAAAGAACCAGGGCAUGGAAAACCAGCUCCUGUGUCCCAUCUAAAAGAUGAAAGCAACUCAUUUGAAUCUGGGUCCAGCGGGGUGAAUGUGAAGAAGUCACAAGGAAAGAAUGGAGAUGAUUCUUUGAAGACUCAAGAUAUUCAAUUGCUGAGCUAUUCUGAGUGGGAAAAAGGUGCUUCAUAUCUUGAUUUUGUAAGGCGUCAAUACAAAGUUUCUGAGGUUGUCAGAGUUGGGCAGAAAUCUCGACCUCCGAGGUAUGACUAUUUGGCCAUGAAAUAUGGCCUCAGAUGGAAGCGGCGUUCUUUGAAGGUAGUUCCAAGCGAAAUAAAGUUAUUUGAACUUGGCUCAUGGGUUACUGAACUUAUACUGAGUCCUUGUUCUCAAUCUAUAAGAUCUGAGAUGUGCAUGUUAAUCAAUUUGCUCUGUGGUCAAAGUUUGUCAAGACGAUUUCGGUUGCUGAAUUUACUGAUGUCUUUAUUGCCUGCAACUCUUUCUGCUGGUGAAAAUGCUGCCGAGUAUUUUGAAUUGCUUUUCAGAAUGAUAGAUCCAGAGGAAGCACGCAUAUUUUUUACUGUAAGAGGAUGUUUGAGUACUAUAUGUAAGCUAAUCACAAGGGAAGUGAAUAAUGUUGAGUCAUUAGAGAGAAGCCUCCACAUUGACAUAUCACAGGGUUUUAUUCUUCAUAAGCUCAUAGAGCUUCUUGGUAAAUUUCUGGAGGUCCCCAAUAUUAGAUCAAGAUUCAUGCGUGAACAGUUGUUGUCUGAUGUUCUUGAGGCCCUCAUUGUGAUCAGGGGAUUAAUUGUACAAAAGACAAAGCUAAUAAGUGACUGUAAUAGGCUUUUGAAAGAUCUUCUUGACAGUCUUUUACUAGAGAGUGAUGAGAACAAACGGCAGUUCAUCCAGGCAUGCAUUGGUGGCUUACAAGUGGAUGCAGAUGGUAGAAAAGAACGUAGUUCUAUGUUUAUCUUGGAACAGCUAUGCAAUUUGAUCUGCCCAUCAAAACCAGAGCCUGUAUAUCUUUUAAUACUUAACAAGGCGCAUACUCAGGAGGAGUUCAUUAGGGGCUCAAUGACCAAGAAUCCUUACUCGAGUGCUGAGAUUGGCCCUCUGAUGCGUGAUGUGAAAAAUAAGAUAUGCCAUCAGUUGGACCUCCUGGGCCUCCUUGAGGAUGAUUAUGGCAUGGAGUUGUUGGUUGCAGGAAACAUUAUUUCUCUUGAUUUGAGCAUUGCUCAGGUUUAUGAGCAAGUCUGGAAGAAAUCAAAUAGUCAAUCUUCCACUCAAGUCCCUGGAACAGCAUUUUUAUCUGCUAAUGCUGCCACAUCCAACAGAACUUGCCCACCAAUGACAGUGACCUAUCGACUUCAGGGUUUGGAUGGUGAAGCUACUGAGCCCAUGAUCAAGGAGUUGGAUGAAGAUAGGGAGGAGAUUCAAGAUCCUGAGGUUGAGUUUGCAAUAACUGCUGCUGUUCGAGAAUGUGGGGGUCUGGAAAUUCUCUUAGGCAUGGUUCAGCGCCUGCGUGAUGAUCUAAAGUCGAACCAAGAGCAGUUGGUUUCUGUGUUAAAUCUGUUAAUGCUAUGUUGCAAAACAAGGGAGAAUAGAAGAGCACUCUUAAAAUCAGGAGCUUUAAGUUUGCUCCUUGAAACUGCCAGACGUGCCUUCUCUGUGGAUGCUAUGGAACCUGCUGAGGGCAUUCUGUUAAUUGUGGAGAGUCUUACCUUGGAAGCAAAUGAGAGUGAUAACAUCAGUGUUACGACAGGAGUUUCUACAGCCUCCAGCAAAGAUACUGGAAGUGGUGAACAGGCUAAGAAGAUUGUUCUCAUGUUUCUGGAGAGACUGUCUCAUCCUUCGGGGCUAUCAAGUAAACAGCAGAGAAACACAGAGAUGGUUGCCAGGAUUUUGCCGUACUUGACUUAUGGGGAACCUGCAGCCAUGGAAGUCCUUGUCCAGCAUUUUGAACCUUACUUGCAGGAUUGGAGUGAAUUUGAUAGGUUACAGAAGCAGUAUGAGGACAAUUCUAAGGAUGAAGAGAUUGCCAAACAAGCAGCGAAACAGAAAUUUGCACUGGAAAACUUUGUAAGGGUGUCGGAAUCACUAAAAACGAGCUCCUGUGGAGAAAGAUUGAAGGAUAUAAUAUUGGAGAGGGGAAUUACUAGAGUUGCUGUGAGACACUUGAAGGUAAGUUUUGCAUGCACCGGGCAGCCUGGCUAUAGAUCUACGGAAGACUGGGCAUCUGCAUUAAUGCUGCCUUCUGUCCCUCUCAUAUUGUCUAUGCUGAGGGGAUUAUCAAUGGGUCACUUAGCUACACAGCAGUGUCUGGAUGAGGAGGGUAUUUUGCCUUUGCUACAUGCUUUAGAGAGUGUGGCCGGUGAGAAUGAGAUUGGGGCAAAAGCUGAGAAUUUGUUGGACAUCCUGACCGACAAAGAAGGAAUAGAUAAUGGACCUUUAGCCGAGAAAGUUAGACAAAUACGACGUGCAACCCGCGAUGAGAUGAGGCGUCGGGCUCUGAAGAAAAGAGAGCAGUUACUUCAGGGACUUGGUAUGUGGCAAGAAUCAACUUCUGAUGGGGGUGAGCGAAUUGUUGUUACCCAGCCUGUUCUUGAAGGUUUUGAAGAUGUUGAAGAGGAGGAAGAUGGCCUAGCUUGCAUGGUUUGCAGAGAGGGUUACCGCUUAAGGCCCACUGAUUUACUGGGUGUAUACACCUACAGCAAACGGGUCAAUUUGGGUGUUGGAGGCUCUGGAAGUGCUCGUGGAGAUUGUGUAUACACAACCGUAAGCCAUUUCAACAUCAUACAUUUCCAGUGCCAUCAAGAGGCCAAGAGAGCUGAUGCUGCCCUCAGGAAUCCAAAGAAGGAAUGGGAUGGGGCUGCCCUUAGAAAUAAUGAAACCCUCUGCAAUAAUUUGUUUCCCAUCAGAGGGUCUUCUGUCCCCAUGGGACAAUAUACACGGUAUGUUGACCAGUACUGGGACUAUCUUAAUGCAUUGGGUCGCGCUGAUGGAAGCCGGUUGCGGUUAUUAACAUAUGACAUUGUUUUGAUGCUUGCUCGAUUUGCCACUGGGGCAUCAUUCAGCACAGAUUGUAGAGGUGGUGGGAAAGAAAGCAAUUCCAAAUUUUUGCCUUUCAUGAUACAGAUGGCGCGGCACCUUUUGGAUCAUGACUCUUCUCAUCGGAGUAAUCUGGCAAAAUCUAUUGCAACUUACUUGUCUUCCCCCAUGACUACUGAAUCCAAAAUUUCAAUGUCUCCUGGAGCACAGCCUCCUAGUGGAACAGAAGAAACUGUCCAAUUCAUGAUGGUGAGCUCCCUCCUUUCAGAGCCCUACGAGUCUUGGGUACAGCAUCGGCGGGGAUUCCUGCAGCGUGGAAUAUACCAUGCAUACAUGCAGCGGCAUGGCAGGAUACAGCGGAGCUCGGCGGCAGUGGCCACUGCGCCCGGCAUUUCAGGAGGUUCGGGAAGUGGAUCUGAUGACUUGCUUAAAACCAUUCAGCCAAUGCUGGUUUACACUGGGUUGAUCGAGCAGCUUCAGUCUUACUUGAAGGCUAGAAAAUCUUGGUCGGGUGUGGGUGUGGGUGUGGGGUCUGCUGCGUCGGAAGGGGACGAGGAGAGCAAGAAGGUGGAGGCUUGGGAGAUUGUGAUGAAAGAAAGGCUGUUGGAUGUGAGAGAAAUGGUGGCAUUCUCUAAGGAGCUUCUGUCGUGGCUUGAGGACAUGAACUCGGCCACUGAUUUUAUGGAGUGUUUCGACAUAAUAGGUGCUCUGGCAGACGUGCUUGGAUCUGGACACAAGACAUGCGAAGAUUUUGUCUACGCUUCAAUCAACUUGGGGAAAAGCUGAUCUGAUCGAUCAUGUACAUCUUCUACCUGCUCGUCGUGUCAUCCAUGCCUGUGCCUGUUCCUGUUCCUGUUCCAUUCCUCCUAUUAAGCUGUUUUCUGUAAUUACUUACUGUGUGGUAAUUUAUCAACUCAAUACGGACUGUAACUCGCAAAAUUUUGUUAUAUCAUCGCUUUCCGUUCUUCCAA